This is a messenger RNA of Lytechinus variegatus (green sea urchin), 941 nucleotides long. Its product is annotated as DNA-binding protein RFXANK-like. Gene Ontology annotation, molecular function: protein binding. The record is from RefSeq and is a predicted model, not a curated record. The transcript has 6 exons. Lineage: Eukaryota; Metazoa; Echinodermata; Echinoidea; Temnopleuroida; Toxopneustidae. Bases 255 to 863 code for a protein of 202 amino acids.
UGCAGGUCCACAUAGUCGUGUGUAGGCCUAGUGAUCGAUGGGUUCUCAUGUGAGGAAAACCUCAACAAACAAGUCAAAGAAAGCCGUAAUUAUUUCCAGUAGCUCGUGUUCAUUUUCCGUGUUGUCAUUCGUCGUGUCUAUGUGCGGUAUAAUCAUAUGAGUAUUACAUACAUCGAUCGUGCUAACAACUGAAGCCAUAUACAUGGGCAGUGUCACAUGCGUACUGAAGGUUUGACGUUGAUGUUCAAGUAAGAAUGGAAAUGAAGCAAACUGCUGCAACAAGCGACACAGAUCGGGAGAAUGCGACGACUAACCGCAUCUUUACUGCAGCAAAAUCUGGCAAUUUGGAUGAAUUGCGAGACCAUUUGGACGCGGAUUCCAGUAGGAUUAACGCUACAAACAGCAAUGGAUUGUCACCGCUCUAUUUAGCCGUGAAAGGGGGCAGUCUGUCAUGUGUUAAACUUCUCGUCUCGAAAAACGCAGAUGUGAAUAUGAUGGCUAGAUCAAGCCUGGUUGUGACAGGACCGUCGGAGGAUGCGUGGACGUUAGCUUACUCUGAGUGUGCAUUAUCACCAUUCCUUCUUGCCUGUCGACUCGGCCACCAGUCUGUAGUCGAGUUCCUGUUCUACAACGGUGCUGAUCUACGCCAGACCAGUGCCGAUGAUGAUCGCAAUUGCUUAUCCUUGGCCAUCAUGUAUAACCGGGAGGAUACUUCGAAGUUUUUGGUGACGCAUACCGAUUUCGAUACACUCUUGGUCCUUAUGAAGACGAAGUCACAUGACCUCACUUUGGGCCUGGGACGUCGAGCAUUCAAAACGUCUACGCCUAUGAGACAGCUGAUACAAUACAUGCCUGGUUUGUGAAAAAAAAGUUGCUAUGGCAGUCUCUAUUAACAUAUUAAUUGAAAAAAUGGUAUAGAUACACAGCAAAAACUGUGGUGU